Ziziphus jujuba (common jujube) is the source of this 3403-nucleotide messenger RNA. RefSeq lists its product as uncharacterized. The record is from RefSeq and is a predicted model, not a curated record. The transcript is spliced from 10 exons. Gene Ontology annotation, molecular function: protein binding. Lineage: Eukaryota; Viridiplantae; Streptophyta; Magnoliopsida; Rosales; Rhamnaceae. The coding region runs from base 409 to 3045 and encodes 878 amino acids.
GCUCCAUUUUUUACGGCAUUACAAUAAAAAAAAAAAAAAAGAAGAAGCAAUUAUUAAUCCGAAAAUCGAAAAUAAUAAAAAAAUUGCACUGAGAGAGAGCGAAGAAAAGAAAGACAAAGAGGGAAGAGAAAGGAAAAGAGAAAUAAAGAGAGAGAGAGAGAGAGAGAGAGAGAGAGAGAGCUUUGAGUAUUGCUUGGAGUUAUAAUUUGGUUAUUUUGUGUGUUCGUGUUUCCUUUCCUUUGUUUUUUAUUCUUUCUGGUUUGUUGUGGUUUAGCGGCGAGAAACCCCAGCCGAGCAAACGAAAGGCGAAGAGAAGGCGAAGAGAGAGAGAGAGAGAGAGAGAGAGAGGGAGAGAGAGCCGUCUUGGCGGUCUCAGAUCUGAGGGUUUUCGAAGGGGGCUGCAACAGAAUGAGUGGGAAAGGAGGAGGAGGAAGCAAUGGCAAGGGCAAUAAUGGAAUAUCAGGUAUUCCAGCCGCCUCAAGGAAGAUGGUUCAGAGCUUGAAGGAGAUUGUUCACAACUGCACCGAGCAGGAGAUCUAUGCCAUGCUCAAAGAUUGUAACAUGGACCCUAACGAAGCUGUUAAUCGUCUCCUCGCUCAAGAUCCUUUUCAUGAAGUGAAGAGCAAGCGAGAAAAGAAAAAAGAGAAUAAGGAUACAACAGAUUCCAGGUCUCGUGGUGCUAAUAACACUUCCAACCGUGGCGGUAGGGGUGGUGCGGAACGAUAUGUUGGACGUGGUGGUACAAACCAGUUCAACUCUACUGAGCUUGGUGCCUUUCAUGGUAAAUCUGCAUACAAGAAGGAAAACGGAACACAUGCUUAUGUAGGAGCUUCAUCUUCAGCAUCCACCGUGGCUGGAAAUAAUCCAAGCCGGCGACCUCCAUCUUACAGUGAUUCUGUAGCCAUAGAAAAUAAGACGUCUGCGGUAGGUACAGGAGAUGGUUUAUCAUCAUCUUCACAGCCUUCUGGAUUUCAGUCUGCUUGGUUGGGGGUACCAGGUCAAGUUUCAAUGGCAGAUAUUGUUAAAAUGGGUAGACCACAAGCAAAGGCUUCUGCCAUGCCAAACUCUUCCAUCCACAGUGUCAAUCAUCAAAAUGUUCCCACACCUCCUUCAGGAGCUUUGCAUUACAAUUUGCAUUUAACACAAGAUCAUGGUUCCAAAGUUUCAGAGAUGCAUGGUGAGGCAGGGAUUGUUUCAAGCCAGGAUAUUGCUGCUGAUGAUGAGUGGCCCUCAAUCGAGCAGCCACCAGCUGUUAGUUUGUCCUCUGUUGUAGAGGCACCUGCUGACUCUGUGCUGUAUGCAGAUUCAUCUAAUUUGCCCAUGGCUAGAUCUAAUCAGCACCUAUCCCAGUUAGAUGAUGUUCAGGUGGCAGAAGAUGGUCCUGCUGAGACACUUAAUCCAAACUAUAUAGCACCUGCGUCUGUAUCUGGUCGAAAUAUACAAGAGGAUGAAUCUGGAGGUGCCCCUGCUUUUGAUAACGACUUGUACAAGGACAUGACUUCCUACCAACAACAUGGGCAUGCUUUUGAGCAUAAUGAAGCUGAAGAGAGUGCUUCGUCAGUGGCAACAAACUUACAGCAACUUAAUUUAGAGAAGGAUGGUGUGGGAGCACCAUGUGAAGAGGACGGCCCUUCUGUAGUAAUUCCAAAUCACCUACAACUACAUACUCCAGAAUGCCUGCACCUGAGCUUUGGAAGCUUUGGAUCCGGCUCUAAUGCUGCUCUUUCUGGCUCUGGCUCUGGCUCUGGUUCAUAUACCUCUAGGCCAUUGAAAAGUAACUUGGAGGAGGCAUCUACGACAGUGGAUGUCUCUGCAAUUGGGCACUCAGACUCAAGAAAUCCUGAAUAUUAUGAUGAUGAGCAUCUAAGGAGUACCUCAGAUGGAAAUUUGAUUCAUAGACCUGGGCCAGGUGCUGGGGAUUAUGAGUCUUCUCCAGCUUCACAAGCAGAGGUCUUGAAACAGGAAACCCCUGAAGCUGCUCAGGGAAAUCAAUAUUCAUUUCCUUCUGCUGCACCUGGAUUUAAUUAUGAAGGUUCUCAGCAGUUGAAUGUUCCCUUUACUCAUCCGCAGACAAGCUCACAGAUGCAGAAUCUUGCUUCUUUCUCCAGUGUAAUGCAGGCGUAUACAAAUUCAUUGCCAAGCACUUUGUUAACUUCAACUGUUCAGACUCCAAGAGAGGAUCUUCCAUACUCACCCUUCCCUGUUACGCAAUCAAUGCCCACAAAAUACAGCAAUGUGGCUUCUUCUAUCAGUGGGCCCACGAUAUCCAUGCCAGAGGGUCUGAGAGCAGGGAGUAUUUCUACACCUCAGCCAACCCAACAGACCCUGCCUGGUGCUAACGUUGCUACAGGACCUGCCCUUCCACAACAUCUUGCUGUGCAUCCUUAUUCUCAACCCACUCUUCCUUUGGGACAUUUUUCCAAUAUGAUUGGUUAUCCCUUCAUGCCACAGAGCUACACAUAUUUGCCAUCAGCAUUCCAGCAAGCGUUUGCUGGUAACAGCACAUACCAUCAGUCUCUGGCUGCAGUGCUUCCACAGUAUAAAAAUAGUGUUUCUGUCAGCAGCUUGCCUCAGUCUGCUGCUGCUGCAGCUGUUGCCUCCGGAUAUGGGUUUGGAAGCUCAACAAGUAUUCCUGGAGGAAACUUUCCUUUGAAUCCUCCCACAGCACCUACAGGCACUACUAUAGGCUAUGACGAUGUAUUAAGUUCACAGUACAAGGAUGCUAACCAUUUGAUUUCACUUCAGCAGAAUGAGAACUCAGCCAUGUGGGUUCAUGGUCCGGGCUCCCGGGCAAUGUCUGCUGUCCCGGCUAGCACAUACUAUGGUUUCCAGGGGCAAAAUCAGCAACAUGGUGGAUUCCGACAAGGCCAGCAGCCUUCGCAGCAAUUUGGGGCCCUCGGUUAUCCGAAUUUCUACCACUCACAGGCAGGGAUAUCUCUGGAACAUCAGCAACAAAAUCCAAGGGAUGCAUCCCAUGCAUCCCUUGGUGGCUCACAAGGCCAACCCUCUAAGCAGUCCCAACAGAUAUGGCAAAACAGUUACUAAUCACGGACACCUCCUGAUUUUUCGGGGUCCUGUAGUGAGCUUAGAAGUGGCCAAUCGGAGGCUUAUGUGCGGUCAUAAUAAUUAAUGUAACAUUAUUUGGUCUGAAGAGACCAUGACUGGCUGCUGCCCUGUGCCACGAGGUUGUAUUCUACAUAUUUAUUUUCUGCUUCUGUUUAACGUAGGAACAUGUGUGCUAAUUUGGGCUAGUUGAGUCACGUUCUUUUUUCUUUUUUCGUUUUUCUUUUUUUUUAACCCUUUGUUUCUAAUGUUCUCUCUUCUUGCUUUAUUGUUUUAUGGUAAAUGAGUUGGUUUUAUUCGGAUAGUUAUUACCAGUUAGAAUCAACCAACAUUUUACUCC